AGAGGAUGGAGCGAGUGAAGUAAAGAAAAAAAAAAAGAAUCCCUGCUGUUUUAUUUCUCACGGCCACUUUUUUUUUUUUUUUCCUGGGCGCUUGUGUUGGAAGCCGGAGCGAGGUUUGGAUGCAGGGGAGUAUCUGACAGCAGCUGUGUGUCUCUGUGAUCAGAUUUCACCAGCUGAGCUGAGAGCAGCAGCAGCUCUGAGGCUCCGCUCUCUAUCGCCUCCUUUGCUCAUUUUUUCCCCAUGUUGGCGGAGCGUCUCUAAAACGCUCAAACGAAGAGAAGAACCACAGCAAAUACCGGGAUUUAUUCCCCAGCAUCUUUCUCUCCUCCUCUUCUUUUUACUUUAUAUAUUUUUUUGCAGGAAAUAAUUAGCCUGGGAGCUUCCGAUUUAAAUUAAUCCCAAUAAAUAAAGGGUGGCCGAAGACAUGGACGAGCAGCCCAGGUUGAUGCACUCUCACACGGGGGUAGGCAUGGCGGGGCACCCCGGUCUGCCGCAGCAUUUGCAGGAAGGCACCGGAGGAGCUGACGGCGACGGGAGGAAGCAGGACAUUGGAGACAUUUUACAGCAAAUCAUGACCAUCACGGACCAAAGUCUGGACGAAGCCCAGGCCAGGAAACACGCUCUCAACUGUCACCGAAUGAAGCCGGCCCUUUUCAACGUCCUGUGUGAAAUCAAAGAGAAGACAGUGCUCAGCAUCCGCGGCGCCCAGGAGGAGGAGCCUCCAGACCCACAGCUCAUGCGCCUGGACAACAUGCUGCUGGCGGAGGGCGUGUCCGGCCCGGAGAAAGGCGGGGGCUCGGCAGCGGCGGCGGCUGCGGCGGCCGCCUCAGGAGGGGUGGGGGCCGACAACUCAGCGGAGCACUCGGACUACAGGGCCAAGCUGUCCCAGAUCCGACAGAUCUACCACACAGAGCUGGAGAAGUAUGAGCAGGCCUGUAACGAGUUCACCACCCACGUGAUGAACCUGUUGCGGGAGCAGUCGCGCACGCGGCCCAUUUCGCCCAAAGAGAUCGAGCGCAUGGUGAGCAUCAUCCACCGCAAGUUCAGCUCCAUCCAGAUGCAGCUGAAACAGAGCACCUGCGAGGCCGUCAUGAUCCUGCGCUCCCGCUUCCUGGACGCCAGGCGGAAAAGACGAAACUUCAACAAGCAGGCGACAGAGAUCCUGAACGAGUAUUUCUACUCUCACCUCAGUAACCCGUACCCCAGCGAGGAGGCCAAAGAGGAGCUGGCCAAGAAGUGUGCCAUCACAGUGGCCCAGGUUUCCAACUGGUUUGGGAAUAAAAGAAUCAGAUACAAGAAAAACAUUGGUAAGUUCCAAGAAGAAGCCAACAUGUAUGCCGCCAGAACUGCCGUGAAUGCGGCUAAUGCAUCCUCACAUGGAAGCCAAGCAAAUUCACCCUCCACUCCAAACUCUGCAGGUUCUGCUGGCUCUUUUAACAUGUCAAACUCCGGGGACUUGUUCAUGAGCGUGCAGUCUCUCAAUGGGGACUCGUACCAGGGGGCUCAGGUGGGAGCCAACGUGCAGUCGCAGGUGGAUACCCUUCGCCAUGUUAUCAGUCAGACAGGCGGAUACAGUGAAGGACUCACAGCCAACCAGAUGUACAGUCCGCAGGGCAUCAAUGUAAGCACUCCUUUCCCCCCUUCUCUCUCUCCAUACCAAUUAUUUUGAAGCCAUGGGGCUCAG
Molecule: messenger RNA, 1684 nt
Organism: Cyprinodon variegatus (sheepshead minnow)
Lineage: Eukaryota; Metazoa; Chordata; Actinopteri; Cyprinodontiformes; Cyprinodontidae
Gene: pbx1b
Product: pre-B-cell leukemia homeobox 1
Exons: 8
Coding region: 425-1669 (414 amino acids)
Biological process (GO): neuron development; brain development; animal organ morphogenesis
Cellular component (GO): nucleus
Molecular function (GO): RNA polymerase II cis-regulatory region sequence-specific DNA binding; DNA-binding transcription factor activity, RNA polymerase II-specific
Source: RefSeq, a predicted model, not a curated record